GGACUCCCUCUUUAUCGCGCUGCUGCCGUGCAGCGGUCCGUCAGUGUGCCAGCAGUCAGCGCAGAGCGCAGAGCGCAGCGCCACGCUGGGAGAGCCCGUCUGUCACAGAGAGGAUCUCCACACCUUUACAGGAUUUGAAAGACGACACGAGUGGAUAAACUUGAGCGAACGAGGUGAGCGAGCUGACUGUCAUUCUUAACGGUUCCGUUUGUAGACGUGUGAGUCCAGACUGAUUUAUUUGGGGAAGUUUUCCGGGUGAAUUCUGGUUUGAAUUGACUCAACCGGUCAGUGAUAUUGCGUGAUUAUUUUGAACUUUUCCUGCGUUUGACUUACGUUAUGAGGCAGCAUGAGGGAAAGAUCGCCGUAGUCUGAUCGCGCAUUAGCAGAAACUUGUGUGAAUUGGACAGCUGGCAUGAUUUUUGUACAGCUUCACAAACAGCCUAAGCAGUCGUCUGUUGACCAGACCGUAAUGCUGUGGUGGUGAGUGGGCUGUCUGUGGCACUUUACUGCUUGGUAUAAAAUCACUGUAUAAAUCUCUAACCCAACGAAUAGUACGCGUCUGCCCUUUUGAAAUUUACUGCAAGUUUACUUCAGUUUGUUUUCCUAAGCGUCAUGCCUGAGAUCUUUAUGGUGUGUUUAUGGACCAUAAGACAAAUUCUCCUUGGCAGCAUGUCUGUCACGAAUGUCAGUCUUUCUGUAUCCUUAACAACAGACCAAGUUUAUGGAUCAACCUAAAACAUUUUCUUUCAUUUUUAUUUACUUUUUUAAAAAGUCAACAAGUGCAGCAAUUCAUCAUCUGUCAUGUAAACCUAUAGAUGGACUCCCUGGUUUAAGUCGACCUUAAAGUGCAGUCAUUAAUCGCUGUAUGGUAUGGAGAGGGUGAGAGAGCUGACUGACCACUGUGCUCUGAUUAAAGCAGAUACAGCUGACCCGCGGCAGCAGGGGUCCAUACAGGUGAGGUGAGGACAAGGACAAGAUCUGCAUCUGCCCCAUCUGUCCAUCAGCGAUCCAAGUGCCUUGGUGCCGGCCACCCUCAGGUCACCUCAACCACGACGGGCGCCAAACAAUAAAAGUCUUGACCCAGCGUCCCUCAGACAGCCUGCACAAAGCAAAUAUUUGAGGCCAUUAUAUCUAAUUUCUCCAGGCAGCCGUCACUGAAAAGAUAAACAGUGAAGGGUGUUAUUGGGAGACAGAAAGAGAGAAGAAAAAGUGGGGGAGGAAAACGUAACCCUUUCAAAGUGCACCCUGUCUGCUAUUUCUGCUGCGCUGUGGGCAGGGAGCAUCUCAUUUGGGAGUGAUCUUGGCUGACAAAAAAAGGACUUCCCUGUGCCCUGCCUGCCCAUCCAAAUGCCUGUGUAAGUACUGGAUAGAGAUAUCAAUUUGUCUGGCUCUAACAUUGCCCAACAAAGACACUGUAAGCUAUCUAUAGAAAACAUUACAACAAACUUGGACUCUGUGGUCUCCUGAAUUGCUACCCACCUAUUACCCCUCAAGGAGGAUUCAAGAGCUGUGCGAACAGGAAUGAGAGCUGCCACAGAUUUGUACACUUGGAAGCACAAACACUCUCACUACGACUGAAAUAUUCACAGGGCCAACAACUGCUCUUUGGGGGCUUGGGGUGGGGGCACCGGAAGCUGUCGUUUGGAUGCAAUUUUGAUGUCUUUUCCAGCUCAGUGAAACAACAUGAAGCCCCUAACGCCGAUAGGAUCCCCUUCUCCCCUGAGGCUCCUCAACAAGGGUCCAGACUACCUGCGCAGGCAGAUAGAUGGUGGAAGCCAUGGCCGCUCAAUCAGUGCUGUGGAGAGGCUUGAGGCUGACAAAGCCAAAUAUGUUAAGAGCCAGCAGGUGAUCAACACCAAACAGGAGCCUGUCCUGGUGCCCUGUGCAACCCCACCACCACAGCCUCGGCGAGCUGUUUCCAUCCCCGGGAGCCUGACACCUCAUCUUCCCCCACGACGUUCAUCAAAUACUCCAUUUUCUACACUCUCUGGCUCCUUUACUUCAAGAGAUGAAUAUGAAAAUGAUGACUCUAGGAAGGAGAACAGACGGACUUCUGUUGACGUUGAGGCACAUAACAGGAGCAAUGUGAACAAUGUAAUGCCUCCCAACCCCAGGACUCCUGGGAAUAACAGCUUGGUAGCACCACACAGCGCACCUGUCCUCAGAAGAAGUACAGGCAAACGCAUGCUGAGACCAGACUCCCUCGUCAUUUACAGGCAGAAGAAAGAGUGCAAGAGCCCCAGCUGUGCAACAGCAGGAGAGAACAAUAACAUGGAGGCGAAGGGUUACAGUUUUGUCCGACGCCUCUUCCAAGGAUCCAUGAGGGAGAAGAGCAGCGGAGGUGAAGGCAGAAUCCAUAAGAUGGUGAUCGGUGAAGAGAAAGCACCAUCACGAGAUGGAGACUCUCGCAUGUCUUGGACCAAUGACAAAGACACAAUAGAUGGUGGACCAGGGAGCAGGAGGUCUAGUAAAACUGACCAAGAACGCAGCCCAGGGUCUAUCCCCAGCCCUGGGUUUAGCUGUAUGCUAGAACAUACUGAGAAUGUAUGUACAGUUGGUGCCAGUGAUGGAGUCAACAAUGGCAUCAGCAAUGGCAACCACUCAAGUAAGCACGAUGAUGAGAAUGACCCGUGGAGGAGGGCGUCACCCCCACCAGCACCGAGGAGGCAGCUGGGAGAGCUUCAGCGCUCUAAAUCCGACUUGCGCCUGCGCUGCUCGGUAGCGUUAUCGGAGCAGGAGCAUUUCUUUGAUUUCUGCGGGCUAGACAUGGACAUGAUCGAGCGUCUGGGUCGAGAUAAUUUCCUGUCUGGUGCCAGCUCCAUAGACACACUCUCAUUGGCCCUACGCAGCGUAGCCGGGGAUGGCUGCGGGGGCUCGGAGCCCAGCGAGUUCUCCCGGCACUCGGGAGACGGGCUGUUUCAGGAGGAGCUGGCCGAGCAGCUUCCCACCGGCGUGUCAAUAAUUGAGAGAAACGCUCGUGUCAUCAAGUGGCUUUAUGGGUGCAAGAACGCUGCUCGAGAGGGACCCAAAGAGUCUACUGUUUAACGUAGUGACAAGUAACCAUGUGCCGUGGAGUGCAGAGAGUUUGGAUUCGUUAAACCUUACCUAAAGAGGAGGAAAUCACCUGGUGUAGCAUUUGGAUCUGCAGACCUUGAGCCUUUUUUGCAGAAAUUUGCUGCUGAAAUAUACCAAAAGCAUUAAAUCAUCACUGAACCACUGAAUUUCAGAGACAUCAUUCACCUAUGGACUGUCAUUGGCCAGCAGCAUUGCAUCACAGACAAAAAUAGGACUUGUUUUUAUUUUUGAGCUGCUUCAGCAAUGCAGUCAAAGCAGCUGAGCACAAUUUGUGUGAGUGGGUGACAAUGACAGUCUAUGUAGGGUUUGUUUCAGCUGUUACAUUGUCUGCAUGUAGGCUUACUUUUCCGUGGCAUGUGAUUACCUUUAGUCCGUUCUUCUAAUCAACUUCAAAGAGUCUGUCUCUUCAUGCAGACAGCAAGUGCUACUAGUUAUCUCCUGUCAAAUUGAUAUAUUGUAUUUAUAGAUCCUAUGGAAAUAUUGUGUGGAUAUAGAAAGACCUUUUCGGUGAAUGGAACUAUUUCUCCCAGCAAGAUGUUUUGGUGUAUGUGUUUGUGUGUGUGUGUGUGUGUGUGUGUGGCUGUGAUCAGAGUGAACAUUGCUGUCUUCUCCAUUUGUAGCUUCUUUUCACUCAUUGACUGAACUGGAUUCAGAACUGAUCUGAAAUCAGCCCCUGUGACCCCUCACAAGGCACAUACGUAUAUGUUAGUCAUGACACAGUGGACACAGUUCUGCGUGCUUGUCACCAACACUUUCCCUUAAUGACUAAAUUAAAAUGGAAAACCACUAAGCUAUAUUUUUUUUCUAAACUGGAAAAAUGUUGUGUGAGUGUGAAGUGAACCAUGAGUACCUCAUUCGGAUCUGUCCCAGUUUAGUUUGUGUUGCUUUUUUUUUUUUACUCCUUAAACGCAGGCGUUGGAACAAACAUGCGAGGCACCCCUGUGGGGUUGUUAAUGCACUGAACUGGACAAAGAGAGAGAGAGGAAAUGAAAGAAAGAGCUGUAGCUUUUACUCUUAACAGAGAUUCAUCUCAUUUAAGGUUGAACACUGAGCUAGAUUCAAAGGAGCACCUGCAUCGUGGAAGACAAAGAGCCAUGCCUGGCCAGUAAUUAUUAUCAUUUUCAUCUCAUUUGCCAAACCCUAAAGAGGGUCAAUUCUCACACAGUGCACUCUGAUCGAUAAUCACGUGUGGCACAGCUAUCGAUCACCACUGCUAAUGCUUCAUGUGUGAUCGGUGCUUAGGGCUGUGUAAACUGCACAGAUGAUGAACAGGAACAGAUUCCUGUGACAGCAAAACGGGACUUUUGCAAGCAAAUACACAACACCAGGAGAUUUUCUAAAAAAUAAAAUAAAAUAAAAUAAAAUUUUCAAGUGAAGAAAAAGUCAGAAAAAUAAUGCAUUCACCUCCACAAGAAAAGGAGAUCAAAUUGUCAAACGCUUGCUGUGAAAUGUUUUGGGAUGUCACUUUUACCAUCUGGCAGUUUACAGACGUUUCGCCUUCCCAGCUGGCUCAGUCGGCCUGUUUCCCAUCAAAACAAGCAGGGGAGGCCGAAUCCGCCCUGCGUACUCUGAUAACCAGAGAUCUGACCUCACUUCAUCCAUCCUUCAGUGAUUCUCACUUUAUCUCCAUGAAAGGUCGUUUCCAUCGCUUUGCCUGGAUGAUGCCACUGAAACAUGAAUGGCGGGUCUGCUGAAAUAUGUAGAGGUCAGACCGAGAGGCACUGUGGACUGAGUAUUACCGAACCCCGAGGCCAUUAUAUAUUAGUACAUGUGACAAAUUAAUAUACAUGAAUUACCUUCAGCUUUUUUUCCCUGUAUUUAUCACCAGCAUGGCAAACUCCUGAACCUCCUUCAACUGGACUUUUUGUUUUAAAUCUCCCAGUUCAAAAUCAUUUGGUUGCAUGUUUACAAAGUGUCUCCAUAAAAUUCUGAAUCUCUUUUUUAUUUGAUUUGUAUGAAAGAUUUAGUUUUUAUUCCAAAGAAGUUUGUGUAUGAUGCACACAGCAAAUAAACACAAAGAAAGAAA
Molecule: messenger RNA, 5101 nt
Organism: Scatophagus argus
Lineage: Eukaryota; Metazoa; Chordata; Actinopteri; Scatophagidae
Gene: fam110d
Product: family with sequence similarity 110 member D
Exons: 2
Coding region: 1684-3045 (453 amino acids)
Source: RefSeq, a predicted model, not a curated record